Molecule: messenger RNA, 1178 nt
Organism: Glycine soja
Lineage: Eukaryota; Viridiplantae; Streptophyta; Magnoliopsida; Fabales; Fabaceae
Exons: 4
Coding region: 160-906 (248 amino acids)
Source: RefSeq, a predicted model, not a curated record
CUGCAAUGUUACUAGAAAAUAAAUAAAUCAACGAGUGCCAAAUCCGAGACAGUCAUAUAGCCAUGUCCAUGGUUGAUGUAUUGAAUUGGGUGAGAACUGAGACUGUAGUGUUACAGCAAUAGAGGAGUAGGGUUCGUUCGUUCAUUCGAGUCAAACACAAUGAGCUUGUCUCUUAUUCAAGGCUAUUCUUCCGCAGAAGAGGAACAAGACGAAGACCAACCCCAACCCCACAAUUCCGACCUCGAAGAUUCCGACGACGACGACGCCGCCGCUGGCACCAUCACCGCCGCAAACCACCCUUCUCUUGGCGACAGAUCCAUCUUCGACCACGUUCCGAAUCCUCCUUCCGCCUCGGGUCUUCCUUCUGCAUUCGAUGCUUUCUCCGAAAUUGCAGGACCGCCCCAAUUUCUGAACAAUAGUGUGGAAGAGUACAAACCUUCAAGAGACGCUGAUGAGCAACAAGGGAAGCAUGCCAAUAGGAGGCGCCGCAAGAACAAGAAGGAUUUACCCACAGGUGCAGUGGUAGAGGCAAAACCUCAACUGGUUGGGAUUCAUGAGCGAGUAAGAAGUGACAUCAAUGGUAGCCAACCACCAACAUCAGCUGCCUUGGGCACAUCAGAAGGAGGCAAGCGGGUGCCAACUGCAACAAAUCCUAAUGCUGAAGAUGCUGCAGACCUUUUAAGAAUGUGUUUGCAGUGUGGGAUUCCCAAGACCUACUCCAAUGCACGCGGAAUGGUCUGCCCUGUAUGUGGUGAUCGCCCUCCAAAGGAUGAUACAAGCGCAGAAUCCAAGAAGAAAGGAUCAACUGUCAAAGAUAAGGAAAAAUCUAAAAGGAUGAAGGGUCAAUCAUCCCAUGCAACCUGGAAAAGUGAAACAGAGAUGCAUCUAAGGCAACAGUUUGAUUAGCAUUAUGUGUUUCCUUGUAGUUACCAGUUACCUGGUAGAAUGUGAUGUGUUUAGGACUAUGCUGUUAAAUCAACAAAUUAACUUCGUCGUUAUCAAUGCCAGCAGGUACAAGUUGCUACAUAUGGCUCUAAAAUUAUGGUAUUAUUAGUAGCUGAAGUUAGAUUUUUGUUCGAUGAGAGAGAAAUCUCUCUUGACUCUCUUGAAUCUAAACAUGACUACUAAAUGUCUCUAUUGUUUUUAUGUGUUGUAAUCAUACAAGAAUUGUUCCUUCA